AUGAGUCCAGACUUUAUCAACAGGGUCGGGUAUGCCAGUUCGAUGGGUGCGUGGGCUCGCAAAUCGGCCGCCUCCCAACUUGUAGGCACCGUUCGCGGCCUCGCGGAGGACGAGGAUGAGUCGGAUUACCGCAAAAUCAAUAUCUUCGACGGGCCAGAGCUACUACAGGAUAUAUACAGCUACGGAAGAGUGGACUUCGAGCGCGUUCAGAGUGUUUUCAAAAACAUUUCGGACUCCCUCACAAUAUAUCUCCGCACCCACGGGAACGCGAGCCACUCGGAGCCGGCGAGAGGUCAGGUCCAACACUACGCCACCUGUCUGGGUAUCCAGUGGGCCUGGAUCACAUUGCCUGCGGUCUUAGCGGUGCUGACCAUUCUGUUCUUGGUCCUAGUGGUGGAGAGUACCCGGAGGCUUGAGACGCCGGUCUGGAAGGCCUCUCCGCUGCCGUGGAUCCUAGGUGGUGACUCGGAGGUUGGGAGUGACAAUUCCGGUGUUACCGUGGCGAGAAUGGAGGACCAAUCCAGACAGAUUCUGGCUACUCUGUCUGAGGGAACCACACCAAGGCUUCAGAUGGUACAUAUGCGGGAUCAUAAUCUUCAGGUAGUCGAGAAGUGA
This is a messenger RNA of Diaporthe citri, 615 nucleotides long. RefSeq lists its product as uncharacterized. The transcript has a single exon. Lineage: Eukaryota; Fungi; Ascomycota; Sordariomycetes; Diaporthales; Diaporthaceae. The record is from RefSeq and is a predicted model, not a curated record. The coding region runs from base 1 to 615 and encodes 204 amino acids.